This is a messenger RNA of Planococcus citri (citrus mealybug), 2039 nucleotides long. RefSeq names its product arylsulfatase B-like. NCBI's taxonomy places the organism in Eukaryota, Metazoa, Arthropoda, Insecta, Hemiptera, Pseudococcidae. The transcript is spliced from 10 exons. The coding region runs from base 339 to 1826 and encodes 495 amino acids. The record is from RefSeq and is a predicted model, not a curated record.
AAAAAAAAAACGAAAUAUCCGUUCAAUGGUGCACAUAGUAUUGAUAUUUUCUAUCAUGAAGUUCAAAGUUUUCUUCGUUUCAUUAUUUCUAUUCGUCCAAUAUUCGUAUUCAGCGCAGAAGAAACAUGUCGUUUUCAUAGUUGCGGAUGAUUUGGGUUGGAAUGACGUCAGCUUCCAUGGCUCCAACCAGUUCAUCACACCAAAUAUAGACGCUUUGGCGUACAGUGGUGUAAUUUUACAGAAUUACUACGUAUUGCCAUUAUGUUCACCAUCACGAUCAGCUCUAUUAACUGGAAUACAUCCAAUUUAUACUGAGUGUUUUAUGAAAUCUUUCAGGCAUGUAUCAUAAAUUUCUUCUGGCUAAUUCACCUUCUGGAUUACCUCUGGAUAUCAAAAUAUUACCUCAGUACCUUAAAGAAUACGGUUACACGACUCGAGCUGUAGGAAAAUGGCAUCUAGGACAUCACAGACGAGUAUACACGCCGACAUACAGAGGCUUCGAUACACAUUUCGGAUACUGGACCUCGAACGAGGAUUAUUACAGACAUAAUUUGAUGGAAAUGAAGUAUCUUGCCAAUGGACGAGACUUCAGGAGAGGAAUGAAUGUUACUUGGGAUUACGACGGGCAAUACGCGACUGAUCUAUUUACCCAAGAAUCCGUCGACAUAAUCAGUUCGCAUAAUACUUCCGAACCCUUGUUUUUAUAUUUGGCUCAUUUAGCUGUACAUUCUGCUAACGCAAGAGAUUAUCUUCAAGCUCCGGCCGAGAUCAUAGAUCAGUUUAAAUACAUUACGGAUGAAAAUAGGCGGAAAUUUGCGGCCAUGGUUUGGAAAUUGGACGAAUCUGUGGGCAAAGUAGUACGAGCUUUGGCUGAUAAGAAUAUGUUGAACGAUACCAUUAUAGUGUUCACUACAGACAAUGGAGGGCCAGCUGGAGGAUUUAACAAUAAUCAUGCUUCGAAUUGGCCUUUGAAAGGGGUCAAAGACACCUUAUGGGAAGGUGGAGUACGAGGCACAGCUUUCAUCUGGAGCGCUGAUUUACCCCAUUCAAAAGCAUCCCAUGCUCUGAUGCAUAUUCAAGACUGGGUACCAACUAUUUUAUCAGCAAUUGACCAAGAUGGCACGAAUAAUAUCACAUUACCAGAAGAGCUCACUGGAAGAAAUAUGUGGCCUGUCUUGAGAGGUGAUAAAGACAACGAAUAUGAUGAGCUCAUUAUUCAACGAGACCUAGUCAGAAAUAUCUCAGCUUUGCGAAAAGAUAAUUGGAAAGUGAUCAAAGGUAAGACUUACAAAGGACGAUUCGAUAAAUGGAUAGGUCCCAGUGGACGAGAUAAAUCAUACAGUUACAACGUAACCACCAUAAAGCAAAGCUCAGUAUUGGUGACUUUUUCUCAAAACAAUUUCAAAGUUCCAUCAGACGAUGAAAUUGUUAAACUACGAACCAAUAUAACCGUAACUUGCAAUUAUUGCACCAAGAAUAAAACCGACUGCAAUCCUUGUAAAAUAUCGUCGAGUAAAGCUUGCCUUUUUGACCUGUACAAUGAUCCUUGCGAAAAAAACGACUUGUCCAGCAAGUACCCGGAUAUUUUGACAAAUUUGCUGACCAUUAUGUCCAAAUACGUUCCGAUUGCACCUGUAAAUCAACCGGUAGACCCUAAAGCUAAUCCGAUGUAUUGGAAUCAUACUUGGUGUAAUUGGAUGGACUACGUUGAUGAGAUUAAAUUACUUUCAAACAUACGAAAAACCAAUUCGACUCUGACUUCGACAAACUUGAACGGAACCGAAACAGAGACACCUGCAAUUGUUUCAACUUCUUUGGAAUCAUAAUUUUUACCUAAAUUAUCAAGUUUAAGUAAUACAAUUUUGAUGUAGGUAUUUUAUUUUAGAAAAAAAAUCUGCUAAUCAUAUCAUCUUUAAAGGUUAAAGCGAUUGAAAUUUUCACUAAAAUGGAAAAUUCCACCAAGAAGGUUAUAGGAAGUCAUUAUUCUAACUUGGCAAUAUUGAAAAUGUAGCAAAAUACACGUCAACUGAGUUUUCCAA